UCAACCUCGCGCCAAUUACAGCCGCCUCGCGAUUUCAGCUGUCGCGAGGCUGUCUCUCAAGUCUCAAAACUUUCCUAAAGGUUCGUGGUUUGAAACACCGGGUUUCUGUCUGAAUCAUUUCGCUGCAAACUGCCGCUUUUCUCUCUGCACCCCUCUUGCUAUGCUGGCCUAGCAGUAUGUUCCUUCAUUCGCCAUGUCGAUUAUAGCCGCAUGAAAUAUCAUCGCUCUCCUCCGUUGUUUCCUGGGUGCAUUGUAACCUGUCGAUUCUACGCUUUAGGUUCUUGCUGACUGAUGAUGUCGCUUUUAUACAGAGAGUUCCCGCGGCUGAAACGCCAGACCUUCACCAUGUCUAAUAAUACAAGUACCGGCCCGGAUAUCUCGACGUCGACGGAUCCUGGGACACCAACUACCAGCGAUCCCGCCCCAGCUACGACCUCCUCGACGACGGCUCCAACGACAUCGUCCCCGGCUCCCCCCACGACCACUUCAACCCCGCCGCCGCCACCGCCAACAACAACAAGCAGCUCCUCUUCACCACCCCCUCCAACAACCACCGAAACAUCUCCCACUAGCAACCCUCCCCAGCAGACGUCCACCAGCACCCCUCCCCCGGAUGCGCCAUCAACGACCCUUAUCAUUAAGACACUAACCGAAUCUGUCCCCCCUGAUUCGACACGAGCAUCAUCGUCCACCACCACAGCGUCGCAAUCGUCGGGUGCCGCUAUUAGUCCUAGUGAAGGCGAAGGUGGAGGGUUGAGCGACAGUGGAAGGAUCGCCGUUGCCGUCGUGGUCCCCAUUGCCGCCGUUGCUCUGUUGGUUCUGGCGGGCAUUUUUCUGUGGCGCAAGCGGAAGCAGCGGAAGGAUGCCGAAGAGCAAAGGCGAAAGGAGGUUGAGGAUUAUGGCUACAACCCGAACGCCGACCCAACAAUACCCGCGGUCGCCGCUGGCGGCUUCGAAAUGAGGGAUGAGAGCUCGGCCGGCUACAGAGGCUGGGGUUCCACCACCGCCGCCGGCUCUACGGGGAGGAAGGCAUCGACGACCAUGUCGGGCGGCGCCGCCUAUUCGGAUGCUCAUUCACCCACACAGGCAGCCGUUUUUGACUCGAGAUCUGGGGAGCCCCUCAUAGGCGAUGUGCCUCCGUCACCCGAGGGCGGCAUUCUAGGGGUAAUGGGACCCUCGGCUGCCAACAACCGCGCCGGUGUGCACCGUGGGCCCUCCAACGCCUCAUCGUCAUACAGCGCGGCCAACCGAUCUGACGGAUCCGGCGAGGGUCCCAUCGGCGUCGCAUACGGGGGUCACGAGCAGUAUGACCCGUAUAGCAGCGGAAAUCCUUACACGGACGCCCCGUACAACGGCCCGCCGGAGGGGGUUGGCCAGCCGGUGAUUCGGGAUGUGACAGCAAGGAGGAACACUCGCAUCGAAAAUCCUGCGCAUUAUCCACAACAGACCGCCGGAAUCUCGCAAAACUUCUGA
Molecule: messenger RNA, 1473 nt
Organism: Canariomyces notabilis
Lineage: Eukaryota; Fungi; Ascomycota; Sordariomycetes; Sordariales; Chaetomiaceae
Exons: 1
Coding region: 292-1473 (393 amino acids)
Source: RefSeq, a predicted model, not a curated record